This is a messenger RNA of Triticum aestivum (bread wheat), 2469 nucleotides long. Its product is annotated as G-type lectin S-receptor-like serine/threonine-protein kinase At2g19130. Lineage: Eukaryota; Viridiplantae; Streptophyta; Magnoliopsida; Poales; Poaceae. Gene Ontology annotation, molecular function: protein serine/threonine kinase activity; ATP binding. The coding region runs from base 1 to 2469 and encodes 822 amino acids. Gene Ontology annotation, biological process: protein phosphorylation; recognition of pollen. The transcript has a single exon. The record is from RefSeq and is a predicted model, not a curated record.
AUGACCAGACAAUUGAGGGUUGAGCACUUAUAUCUGCAGUAUCUGCAUCUUCAGGUUUGCCAUCCUCUUCAUUUCAUCAUGCAUCUCCUCAUAGAUUUCAUCUUGCUCCUCUUCCUGUGCACCCAAGCAAAUUCUGCCGCGAUAGACACCAUCUUGGCCGGCCAAGCACUUACUGUCAACGACAAGCUCGUCUCCGAAAAUGGCAGGUACGCGCUUGGCUUCUUCAACACAAGCAGCAGCAAACCCUCCCAAGACACAACCAACUGGUACCUUGGCAUAUGGUUCAAAACAGUCCCCAAAUUUACUUCUGCAUGGGUUGCAAAUAGGGAUACACCAAUCAAGAGCACCACCUCACUAGAGCUCACAAUCUCCCAGGAUGGCAACCUUGUCAUCUUGAACCGGUCCACCAAGUCCAUAAUCUGGAGUACUCAAGCAAACAUCACAAGAAAUAGCACCACUGCUAUGCUCUUGAGUAGUGGAAAUCUCGUCCUAACAGACUUUUCAAACUCAUCAGAAGUUCUGUGGCAGAGCUUUGAUCAUCCCACAGAUACACUUUUCCCUGGGGCGAAGUUAGGAUGGGACAAGGUCACUGGCCUGAAUCGCCGCCUUGUUCCUUGGAAGAACUUGAACAAUCCAGCUACCGGUGUCUAUUGUUAUGCGUUAGACCCCAGUGGUCUCAAACAGUUCAUGCUUACACCAUUGAACUCCUCCAUACAAUAUUGGUCGACAGGUGUAUGGAACGGCGAAUAUUUUCCCUCAAUACCAGAGAUGAAAGUCAGCAACCCAGUUUUCAACACAACAUUUGUCAUCAAUGACCAAGAGAGGUAUUUGACAGUUAACUUAGUCAAUAAAUCUAUGGUUACUCGUAAUGUAAUGGACGUCUCAGGUCAAAGAAAAGCGUUCAUUUGGCUGGAGGACUCACAGGAUUGGACAAUGAUCUAUGCCCAACCGAAACUUCAGUGUGAUGUCUUUGCAAUCUGUGGAUCUUUCACAAUUUGCAAUGAUAAUGCGCUUCCACAUUGCAACUGCAUGGAGGGCUUCACCAUAACAUCCCCAAAGGAUUGGGAGCUAGAAGAUCGAACAGGUGGGUGCUCAAGAAAUACUCCGUUAGACUGCAUUAGCAACAAAAGCACAACUCAUACAACAGACAAGUUCUACUCUGUGUCGUGUGUUGAGUUUCCGGAGAAUGCCCCAAAACUAGAAGCUGCUGCAAGCGCGGGCGAGUGUGCACAAGUUUGUCUGAGUGAUUGCUCUUGCGCCGCAUAUUCCUUCAACGAUGGAAGAUGUUCUAUCUGGCAUAAUGAAUUGCUCAAUAUAAGAGCGCUAGAAUGCAGUGGUACUUCAAGUUCAACUGGAGAAACUCUUUACCUGCGUGUUUCUGCCAAAGAUUUCCAUGGAGUGAAAAACAACAGAAAGGGGAUUGUUAUUGGAGUUGCAACUGGUACAUGUGUUUCUGCUCUAGUUUUAUUUGCACUUGUUGUCCUGGUAAUGAUUUGGAGAAACAAAAGCACGAGCUCUAGCCAUAUACUCAAUGGUGUUCAAGGUUGCAAUAGAAUCAUUGCAUUUAGAUACACUGAUUUACAACAUGCCACAACAAAAUUCACAGAUAAGUUGGGGGCAGGCAGUUUUGGUUCUGUAUUCAAGGGUUAUUUAAAUGACUCGGUAGCUAUAGCAGUGAAAAGGCUUGACGGUGCUUAUCAAGGAGAGAAGCAAUUCAGAGCUGAAGUGAGCUCAAUUGGAACUGUCCAACACAUCAAUUUAGUUAAGCUUGUCGGUUUUUGUUGUGAGGGUUCCAAGAGGUUGCUUGUUUAUGAACACAUGUCAAAUCGCUCUCUUGAUGUCAAUCUAUUUCGAAACAAUUCAACGAUAUUGAGUUGGACUAUUAGAUAUCAGAUAGCCCUGGGGGUUGCUAGAGGGUUAGCUUAUUUGCAUGAGAGCUGUCGAGACUGCAUCAUACACUGUGAUAUUAAGCCAGAAAACAUACUUCUUGAUGAUUCACUAAUUCCCAAAGUUGCAGACUUUGGGAUGGCAAAGCUUUUGGGAAGGGAAUUUAGCCGAGUACUGACUACAACGAGAGGAACUUCCGGGUACCUUGCACCUGAAUGGAUUAGUGGCAUUGCCAUUACACCAAAAGUUGAUGUGUAUAGCUACGGGAUGAUGUUGCUGGAAAUAAUAUCUGGAAAGAGAAACUCAUGGGCACCAUGUACUAGCAGUGGCAACCUUGGCGUGUAUUUCCCUGUGCAUGCCGCACAAAAGCUUCUUGAAGGAGAUGUCGGGAGUUUGGUAGAUCACAAGCUACAUGGUGAUGUCAAUUUGGAUGAAGUUGAACUGGCUUGCAAGGUUGCAUGUUGGUGCAUCCAAGAUGAGGAGCUUGAUCGGCCAACAAUGGAACGGGUGCUUCAGAUUCUUGAAGGACUAGUUAAGAUUACGAUGCCUCCUAUACCAAGACUGCUCCAAGCUAUAGCUUGA